Mandrillus leucophaeus (drill) is the source of this 1241-nucleotide messenger RNA. Its product is annotated as dolichyl-diphosphooligosaccharide--protein glycosyltransferase 48 kDa subunit-like. The record is from RefSeq and is a predicted model, not a curated record. The annotation marks the transcript as partial. Gene Ontology annotation, cellular component: oligosaccharyltransferase complex; endoplasmic reticulum membrane. The transcript has 9 exons. Lineage: Eukaryota; Metazoa; Chordata; Mammalia; Primates; Cercopithecidae.
AUUUUGGAGGCAACAUCAAUGUGGAGACCAUCAGUGCCUUUAUUGACGGUGGAGGCAGUGUGCUGGUAGCUGCCAGCUCAGACAUUGGUGACCCUCUUCGAGAGCUGGGCAGUGAGUGUGGGAUCGAGUUUGAUGAGGAGAAAACGGCUGUCAUUGACCAUCACAACUAUGACAUCUCAGACCUUGGCCAGCAUACGCUAAUCGUGGCUGACACUGAGAACCUGCUGAAGGCCCCAACCAUCGUUGGGAAAUCAUCUCUAAAUCCCAUCCUCUUUCGAGGUGUUGGGAUGGUGGCUGAUCCUGAUAACCCUUUGGUGUUGGACAUCCUGACGGGCUCUUCCACAUCUUACUCCUUCUUCCCAGAUAAGCCUAUCACUCAGUAUCCACAUGCGGUGGGGAAGAACACCCUCCUCAUUGCUGGGCUCCAGGCCAGGAACAAUGCCCGUGUCAUCUUCAGCGGCUCCCUCGACUUCUUCAGCGACUCCUUCUUCAACUCAGCAGUGCAGAAGGCAGCACCUGGCUCCCAGAGGUAUUCCCAGACAGGCAACUAUGAGCUAGCUGUGGCCCUCUCCCGCUGGGUGUUCAAGGAGGAGGGUGUUCUCCGUGUGGGGCCUGUGUCCCAUCACCGGGUGGGCGAGACAGCCCCACCCAAUGCCUACACUGUCACUGACCUAGUGGAGUACAGCAUCGUGAUCCAGCAGCUCUCAAAUGGGAAAUGGGUCCCCUUUGAUGGCGAUGACAUUCAGCUGGAGUUUGUCCGCAUCGAUCCUUUUGUGAGGACCUUCCUGAAGAAGAAAGGUGGCAAAUACAGCGUUCAGUUCAAGUUGCCCGAUGUGUAUGGUGUAUUCCAGUUUAAAGUGGAUUACAACCGGCUAGGCUACACACACCUGUACUCUUCCACUCAGGUAUCCGUGCGGCCACUCCAGCACACGCAGUAUGAGCGCUUCAUCCCCUCGGCCUACCCCUACUACACCAGCGCCUUCUCCAUGAUGCUGGGGCUCUUCAUCUUCAGCAUCGUCUUCUUGCACAUGAAGGAGAAGGAGAAGUCUGACUGAGGGGCCAGAGCCCCGGGACUCUGCACAGCGUGGAGACGGGGCGGGGGUUAUUAGGAUUCGUGGUUUUAUUUUGCUUUGUUUAAAGCCAUGGGAGAACGGCACAACUUUACCUCUGCGGGAGAUGUAACACUGAGAGCCAACGGGUGGGAGUCGGGAUAAUUUUUAUGUAAGUUUUUCCACUUCGAA